AUGCCUCUCGCUUUUCAGGUAGCCAAUCUCGCUGUCAAGCCGCCCAAGGUGGGUGAGAAUGGCUAUCAAGGCUUCAACCCGCGCAAAGAGACUCUUCGCAAGGGGUACCAAAGCCGAGAUGGCGCCCGCGCACUCUCUGAAGACAUGAUCGCUGAGCAUGACGUCGCUGUCAAAGUCAGAGAUGGGUGUACUUUGUACUGCGACAUCUACCGGCCAGUCGGAAGCGAUGGGAGCGAGAAAGUGCCUGCGAUCGUGGCUUGGAGUCCUUUUGGCAAAAAGCAUACGGGUAUUGAUAUGAUGUCCAAGGUGAAAUGGGGUUGCGGUGUACCGAAAGGUUGCCUUAGCGGUCUCGAGCGCUUCGAAGGACCAGAUCCGGCGGCAUACGUCCCUCGUGGGUAUGCAGUCGUCAAUGUGGAUGCACGAGGUGCGGGAGACUCCGACGGAGAUAUUGUCAUCAUGGGAAAGCAGGAAGGUGAAGAUGGGCAUGACGUGAUCGAAGAGCUCGCAAAGAUGGACUGGUGUAACGGCUCAAUUGGACUGGCAGGCAACUCACAUCUCGGCAUCGUCCAAUGGUUCAUCGCCGCAACACAACCCCCCUCGCUCAAAGCCAUCGCACCCUGGGAAGCCUGCGGCGACCUCUACCGCGAGCAAUUCGUGCGCGGCGGAGCCUGGGACAACGGUCUUUUCGACUUCAUAACCGAGCACGUAAUCCGAGGCAAAAACGGCCUCGAAGACUUCAAAGAGAUGUACCGCCGCUCCUCAACCAUGAACCCAUACUGGGCAGAUAAACGCGCCGACAUCGCCAGCAUAAAGAUACCUACAUACAUCGUCGCAUCCUACUCCAGUUUCGUGCACACCAUGGGCUCGAUACGCGGCUGGAUGCAAGUCGACACCAAAGAUAAGUGGUUAAGAUGGGACCCGUACCAAGAAUGGUACGAUCUCUGGGCGGUGCAGGAAUCCAUCGACGAACUCGCCUCCUUCUUCGACCGCUACUUAAAAGGCGAGAAGAAUGACUGGGAAAAGACACCCCGCGUACGCAUGUCCUCGCUCAACUACGGCGACAAAGAAGCCAUCUACCCCAUCGUCGAAGAAGACUUCCCCAUCCCGCGAACAGACUACCGCACCCUGUUCCUCUCCGCCAACAACACGCUUUCCGCCACCGCACCAACCACCCCCAGUACCCUAACCUACAACUCCGAAAGCAACACUUCCCCCGUCUCCCACGCCGCCUUCACAAUGACCUUCGACAAACACACCCGGCUCAUGGGCCUACCUAAAGCCGUCCUCUACAUGUCCUGCCCCGACUUCAACGACAUGAUCGUCUACGUCUUGAUCCGCAAACUAGACAAAGACGGUAAGCCCAUGAUCGCCAUCAACAUCCCCUGGUCCGCUGCGCCAUACAAGUCCGCGUCCGAAAUCCCAGUCAAGGAUUACUCGAAUUUGAUGGUAUACUACGGGCCCACGGGCGUGCUGCGCGCUUCGCACCGGAAAAUAGAUCAAGCGCAGUCGAUACAUCCGCAGUAUCCAUUUCAUACGCACGACGAGGUGCAGAAGGUCACGCCGGGCGAGGUGGUGAAGCUGGAGAUAGGGCUGUGGGCUAUGGGCGUUGAUUUUGAGGCUGGAGAAGGCAUUUCGGUGCAGGUUAGUGGUGAGUAUCCGCUUGUGCAGGAGUUUGGUCCACGGAAGAAAGUGGAGCUUGAGGAGAGGAAUAAGGGGGUUCAUAACGUGCAUGUGGGUGGGGAGUAUCAGUCUCAUGUUAUCCUGCCGUUUGUGUAA
Messenger RNA from Alternaria ventricosa, 1776 nucleotides. RefSeq lists its product as uncharacterized. The coding region runs from base 1 to 1776 and encodes 591 amino acids. The transcript has 3 exons. The record is from RefSeq and is a predicted model, not a curated record. Lineage: Eukaryota; Fungi; Ascomycota; Dothideomycetes; Pleosporales; Pleosporaceae. Gene Ontology annotation, molecular function: dipeptidyl-peptidase activity.